Molecule: messenger RNA, 5778 nt
Organism: Anopheles moucheti
Lineage: Eukaryota; Metazoa; Arthropoda; Insecta; Diptera; Culicidae
Product: lateral signaling target protein 2 homolog
Exons: 4
Coding region: 761-4102 (1113 amino acids)
Cellular component (GO): early endosome membrane
Molecular function (GO): metal ion binding
Source: RefSeq, a predicted model, not a curated record
CGUCAGACGGGCGCUGUGUGUUGUGCAGUUCCAUUGUGGUUCCACUGUCUAUUGCGUUCUGCCCCGCGUGAACAAACACGUCUCCACGUAGUGCGUGAGUCAUUGCUGUGUGAUUACGAGGGGUGGACGGGAAAACCUAAAGUGAAGGUGGCUAGAACACAAUCUGCUCGUUAAGCAGCAGCGAGAAAAAUGGGACAUCGUUGGUUGCUGUGAUGUUGUGAGAAAAAAUGAGUCAGUGAAAUCGUCUGGCCAUGGUGAUCGAAUCCGGAAGUGGCGUCUGCUUUGCAUCUCCACAACGUAUCACCUAUCACCAGUCACUAGCCAGUCACUGCCUGCCCUUCGUUGGCGAUUGCGUGUCGAAGAUGUACGGUUAAGGGCGAGGAAGUCGUGUUUAGUGUCAUUUGCAUUGUGCACCGUGUGUGCGUCCGUACCCGCGAGCGUGCGUGCGCGCGUGUGUGUGUGUGUGUUUGUUUUCGUGAAUGAAGUGCAUCACUGUGACAACAAAUCGCGCGUAGUGUAGAGGAAGCAAUAACAACCCCGACAAGAAAAACAGGCGACUCUGUGUGCCACCUGGCGACGUUUUGGUUGCUUUGUGGUGUGGAAAGUAGAAUUGAUUCCAGACUGUGCGCCACCCAGCGACUAUAUAUCCACGCAGCCACUUUGUGCAACAUAAACGCGCGGGUCACCGCGGAAUAUCCGUGUUGUGCAGCGCAGUGUUCGAUUGAUAAGCGGAUCCGAAGGGAGUCAAAAGUGACCAGCAAUGGAUUCGUUGCGAAAAUGGUUGAACAAGCCGAAGGCUGACGACAAAUCGCUUCUGGCACGAUUUUACCAUGCUGAUCGUGCGCUGACAGCGAUUGCCAGCGAACUGGACAGUUUCGAUGGGCGUGCAGAGCCCGUUCGUUGUACACGACUUGUAAGCCGACUUCGUCAAGGACAGGACCGCGUCUUGGCGAUAACCAAUCAAAUCAUGGACGAGCUGCUCGGUGAUGAUCGUGCACAGCGUGCCUUUCGGGUGAAAUUUCCCGAGGAGGUGCUGCAGGAAAGCUUGGCCGGGCAGCUGUGGUUCGGUGCGGAGUGUUUAGCAGCCGGCUCGUCGAUACUGAACCGCGAGGCCGAGUCGGCGAAGAUGCGCCCGCUCGCAAAAGCGGUUACCAAGAGUCUCGAGAUUGUGCGGAAUCGCCUACGUGAGCAGUGCCUUCGCAAUAACACACCCAACAGUCCGACGUUGCGGCUGGACUUCAACGAUGCUGCAACCGAGCAGCUGUACGAGAGCCUAAAGAUAUUCGAUCGUCUGUUUGCCGAGUUCGAGCUGGUGUACGUCAGCGCAAUGGUGCAGGUGAAAACGAAACAGGAGUACGAAAUGCAGGAGCUAAUCUGCGUGCUGUUCUCCGAAACGCUCCAGCGGGCAUUAAAGAUUGGACUGCUCGAGCAGGAACAGGUGGAUUCGUACGAUCCGGCGCUAAUGUUCUCUAUACCGCGGUUGGCCAUAAUCGCCGGUUUGGUGAUCUUUCGCGAUGGUCCACUGAAUAUGGAUCAGCCGGCAGAUAACAUUUCGGAGAUCUUUCGACCUUUCCGGAAGCUGCUGAUAAAAAUGCGUGAUUUGCUGCACACGCUGACAAAGCACGAAUUGUACCAGCUGGAGAAGCUGCUCUGCACAAACGAAGAGAUCAGUGCGGGCGAACAAUUGAUCUGUGAUGAAAAGGGUGGUGGUGGCGGUGCCACCACCGGUGAAGGUGUGCGAGAUUUCGAUGCACUCGAGCCAGUGGGCGAAAGCAAAGAGCAUGUGGUCAUUGUAACAACGACGACGAUCACGACGACGAACGCGGCCAAUGUAGCUGCCGAUGAAAAGACGGAUGUGAACGAUGCUAGUGAAGGUGAUAAAAGUUUGCAUAUAGUUAGUCAAGGUUAUGGGGUGAGCACUAGCAGCGGUGAUCGGAACGGCACUGGUGGUAACGGCAUCAACGCCGAAUGCUGUAGCACCAGCAGGGCAAAGAAUCAGCACAAUCAAAGGCAUUUGCGGCAAACGCGGCCUACCUCACAGGUCUCGAAACCAGUCAGUAGUUACGGUGGGGACGACAUACCGGAGGUCGAUGAAGACAAUAACAAUCACAUUCAGAAAGCUGCCGACGGCGAUGACGAGGAUGACGACGAAGGUGACAACGAUCCGAACCUGAAAGAUGGGCUGGUCACUACGGACUGUGCUUCGGGAUACCUGAUACCAAACACCAACUUUGGCAACUUAUUACAGACAAAUGAGGCACCGCUUACGGACAGUUUUAUCGCGACGGACGACGAACUGCGGCUUCUCGGUACCGAAGUUUCCUCAUCUUCGAAUGUGACCCAAGGGAACAUAGAAAGCAUUCUAAAGAGUCCCAGUCCCGGCGACCAGCAGAAGCUGGUGGAUUCAGACUCCGGGCACGGUACGGCAAGUCACAGCACGGAUAUGUCUCCCGAGCUGGACACCGAACGGACGGUGCACGAACAAAAUAACGACGUCGCUGGUGAUCCAUUGUCGACGGUUGUAGCGCAAAGCAAUGCAAACAAAUCCGUUCGCAACCGAUCGAGAAGUGGCAGCAUGCACAAGGCUCCCGAAAUCAGUGAAUCCUCGAGCGAGGAUGAGGAAGCGGACGUCGACGAACCGGACGAUAUGGAUGCAGACGACGACGAGGAUGAAGAAGAGGACGCGGAAAAGUGUUACACGGAGAACGUGAAGUUCAGGCUAGGUGGACCGCCGAAGGAAAGUAUAACGUUUGAUGCCAAAGACAUCUCAGCUCGGCCUAGCUCAAGCCAAACGAAGCAAUCGCAGUAUAAUAACCAUCGCAAGCAGAGCCACCAUCGACCACGGGCAUCAACAUCGACGUCAUCGACAUACCGUAAACCUCAAUCGCAUCAGCAUCAUCAUCAUCAUCAUCAUCAUCAUCACCAUCACAAUCAUUCCUAUGCUGCAGCGACGGAAGCGACCAGCUCGGUUGCCAGCACUACCACCGGCAAGAAUGGAACGAACGGAAGCACUCGCCAUAGCCGUAUGCAGCAACAGCAGCAUCAGCGUAGUUCAUCCUCCAGCUGUGAUACAUCACCAACGCAGAGCGAAUGCAGUGAUGUGCAGGAGGUAGUACUAGCGAUCAGAGCGGUCGGUCGAAAUAACUUUCAAACAACUGAGAACCUUCUUCAUCGUCUGUUUGUGUGCAUUGCCGGUGUGGCUGAUCAGCUGCAAACGAACUUUGCGGCCGAUUUGCGCAAAAUGCUGAAAAGCGUAUUCAUCAUGAAUUCGUCGCCGCCCGAACCCGAAGAACCCCCGGAAGCGAACGCCAACGUGGAGGAAUCGAAAGACAACCACCAUAACCCGUCCGAUUUGUUCGAGUUCCGGGCAAGUGAACAGGACGUCAUAACGGCCGACCAGCAGAACCACAGCGGCGGCUCCAGUCAAAGCAUCUACUCAGCGGAGGAGGCAAACCCCGAGCAGGAUUCGGUGUUUGCCUCGUCGGGCGACUCAUCACCGGUGCGUCGAACGACCAGCGUUGAGGGCCGUAACGUGACGGUGAAUGUGUCCGUAUCGGUGGUCGCGUCAUCGCCGAGCGGUGGAGCUGGCAGUGGCCACAGCAGUGCCGGCAGUGCUCGCACAGCCCAAGAACGUAGCGUUAGUUUAAGCGAAGCGUGCAUCGUUGUCGAGGGAGGAAAAACAACGUCCGGAACUCGUCGGCACAGUGCAAGCGGGUCCAAAAGCGACUACGGCCGUAGUCGCAGCAGUCCAAGCAGUCCAACCAAUAGCAAUAGUAAUGGCGGUUGCGGUAAUCAUCACGGUUCCGCCAACGCUACCACCACCACAACAGCCACGUCAGGGCGAGAUUUACACAUAGAGCAACAUCAGUCACAGCGAAGGAUGCCAGAGGAGCCACCGAGGUGGAUCCCGGAUUGUGAUGCCCCACGGUGCAUGUCUUGUGCGUCGGCUUUUACACCGUUUCGCAGAAGACACCAUUGCCGCAACUGUGGUGGGGUGUUCUGUGGCGUUUGUUCCAAUCUAUCGAAACCGCUACCAAAAUAUGGUCUGACAAAAGCAGUGCGCGUGUGCCGGGACUGCUACAUUCACGAGGUUGGAGUGUAAACUAGCACGUCGAACGUUGGAAAACAGUAGCCAAAAGUCGCAUCAGACGCUAGGGUCCGCCAUUUCCGGCGCUUAGUGUGUAGUGUGCUGGUUAGAUUGUUACAUUCAUGCUUGAUAUGCUUAUGUUUUUGUUUUGUUCGUGUUAUUUUUCUUUUUGUUUCACUUUUUCAUCUGCUUGACUGUAUAUUUGGACGUGCGGAAGCUACAUAUUUCUCGACGAAGUGCAGUUAUUUUUACUUUCUUUUUUCAAUAUUUGUGAUAGACUUUCAUCAAUUGACCAUCAACGCAAAUGCAUCCAUUUGGUGGGAACAUACAUUGUUCUCUUGUUUAUUAUUUGCGGUCCACUUUUUCUUUUGUACUUUGAUUUUAAAUCUUAAUAUUUUUUGUUAUUGUGUGUAUUCAAAAGGAAUGGCCGGACCGCAUUUGUGUUGAAAUGUUUAGGUUUCGAAAUGAAGCAAUUCGCAUGUUUUUUGUUUUGUUUUUAAUUCUAUCGCAAACCGAAGAAUACUUCACCGUGCACCUUAAGCAUCAUACAAAUUAUUUGAUAUUGUUUAAUCAUUUGAUUUACGAUAAAAACAAACAGUCUGUACGAAUAAUUAUGUAAAAACAAAAAUAUCGACGCGUAUAUUCAUACGGAAACGGCAUAUAAUUUGACCAACUCAUGACACCAAGAACGUCCUGGCCCCGCCCCCGCAACACAGGAUAAAUCGUUCAAAACAUUUACUGGCAAGCCAAUCAAAACUGUGUAUCAAAAUGUUGUUGAAUGUGACGCGUAUUCCAUUUAAAAAAGGACCCCCCAUCGAAUUAACUAAUCUAAACUUGCUAUCAAUAUUCAGCUCCAACACAUUCCCCGGCAGCAAUCGAGACGCGCGAACCACGGGAGUAAUAGUUCGGCUCGUAGCUACGCGAAAGCAGGAAACUAAUGCCAGCAGUAAAGACUUUGUUUUAAGUACUACCGUACGAUUUGUUGCGUUGUUUGCCAGAUGUUUUUUUUUGUAUGCAUUUUCGGGAGUUGUGUCGUGGAUGUGACUAUGUGCAUGAAGAUAAAUAUUUAGUCAUUUUAGUCGAAUGAUGAGUGCGUGCUUUUCUUGCUGUACCCACCUUUGUGUUGCCUCCUGGCACGCCGUCGAAGUGAAGUUACUAGUUUGAUUUAUUGUUUUUUUUUACCCUUUUUGUUUAUUACCGUUGUAUAUGAAUAGCAAAAUUUUCGAUUAUUACCGUGUUUUCCAAAUGUACGAUACCGCGAUAUACAACGCCGUAAUGAUGAUCCACUCGCGCUCGGUAGCGCGUUCCAUUUUUCUGUGCAAGAUUCCCGCCAAAAAGAUGUGAUUCGUCGUGUGGGCAACGGGGUAAGCAUAGUGUUAAUCGAAUUAAAGUUGAACAGGCAAGUUCUUUCUAUUGCUUUUAAAGUUUCCGGAAAGAAGCAAAACAAACAAUAAAGUAUGUACGAUAAAGCGAUAAAAGGCAGUGAGGCGUAGGAACAGUGCAAGCGAUUCGUAUGGGUUACGUAUGGAGAAGAUAGGGGAAAAAAAACAUUACCCGUACACGGAACAUUGCAAGCGCAGGUACGAAUGAACUGGUGUAAAUGGAAAGGAAGCAUCCCCAUCAUUUGAGUGAUAUCUUUAUAUAUUUUUAAAAUUGAUACCAUAAAUGCAAACAAAAUAAAGUGAAUGAAA